AUGUCUCAACCGACGACAACCUCUGGCCGGACAAAGUCAUCUCGGCACUUCAUUGCUGGACUUGGCUCUGGUGUCGCGUCGGCGGUGCUGCUGCAACCGCUGGACCUGCUAAAAACACGUGUGCAGCAAUCGGGUCACCGAUCCCUCGCCUCAUAUCUCAAAGAUGUCGCCGCUGCCCCGAACAAAAUCCAGACACUUUGGCGCGGGACAGUUCCGUCUGCUCUCAGGACCGGCUUCGGCUCAGCUCUCUACUUCACAUCCCUCAAUUCCAUCCGUCAACAUGUUGCUCAAUCGCGCCUCUUGGGUCAGGCCACAGCUAGCCAUGCCGCCCACUCGUCCUCAUUGCCGACACUCACCCCGAUGUCUAACCUGGUAGCCGGCGCCCUUGCCCGAACGCUUGCAGGCUUCGUCUUGAUGCCACUGACCAUUAUUAAAGUUCGAUACGAAUCGAACCUCUAUUCCUACCAAUCUCUUCUCAGCGCAUCAUCCGACAUAUACAGGACGAACGGCCUGCGAGGCUUCUUUGCGGGCUUCGGCGCUACGGCUGUUCGCGAUGCGCCGUAUGCAGGCAUGUAUGUAUUGUUUUAUGAACUGCUGAAGAAGCGGCUCAGCGGCCUGUCCUUUGACAGAGGAGGACAGAACUCUUCACACCCCACCACGAUCAAAACAUCACAUGCGACCUUGGUAAACUUUAGCUCCGCCAUCAUGGCCGGGGCCGCUUGCUCUGUCGUGUCGAAUCCGUUCGACGCCAUUAAGACGAGGAUUCAGUUGCAGCCAGCCAUAUACCGGAACAUGUAUCAGGCUUGCCGUAAGAUGGUCACAGAGGAGGGCGUGCGGUCACUCCUGGAUGGGGUAGCUCUGCGAAUGAGCAAGAAAGCAAUGAGUUCAGCCUUGGCCUGGACUGUGUAUGAAGAAUUGAUUCGACGAGCUGAGAGCACUUGGUCCUCUGGAAUGACAACGAACGGAACAGCGCCAUAG
This is a messenger RNA of Colletotrichum graminicola M1.001, 978 nucleotides long. RefSeq lists its product as uncharacterized. Gene Ontology annotation, molecular function: glycine transmembrane transporter activity. Gene Ontology annotation, biological process: glycine import into mitochondrion. The transcript has 2 exons. NCBI's taxonomy places the organism in Eukaryota, Fungi, Ascomycota, Sordariomycetes, Glomerellales, Glomerellaceae. The record is from RefSeq and is a predicted model, not a curated record. The coding region runs from base 1 to 978 and encodes 325 amino acids. Gene Ontology annotation, cellular component: mitochondrial inner membrane; mitochondrion.